UGCGCGCAGCAUUACGAACAUGGCCGACGUGACAGCGGUGGACGGAGAGAAACUCAGCAAAAAGUCUGCCUGCUGACUGUGGUAGCUCAGCAUGCUGUGUCUGGUCAGGGCAGCCAGACAGCAGCUGUGCCAUGCCUAUGGUGUCAGGGGACAGUGGUUAAAAUGUGCAUCCCCACGCACAGCUGCAGUCCCAGCUCAAAUUUACGGGAACCGAUGGAGAGGUGACAAAAGUGAGCUGAAGAGACGAAUGAAAGCUGAGAAGAAGGCGGCUGAGAAAGAAGCGAAAGUGAAAGACCAGGUGGAGCAAAAGAAGGAAUCCAAUGACCAGGGAGUGCAAAAUGUCUGUGGGCUGGAUGAGGAGACACUUGACCCAAAUCAAUACUUCAAGAUUCGCUCCCAGGCCAUCCAGGACCUGAAGGGCACAGCGGAGGACCCGUACCCACACAAGUACCAUGUAGACUUGUCGCUCAUAGAGUUCAUUGAGAAAUUCAAUCAUCUACAGCCUGGAGACCAGCUGACAGAUGUUGUUCUCAAUGUGUCAGGUCGCGUCCAUGCCAAGAGGGCUUCUGGUGCCAAGCUGCUCUUCUAUGACCUGCGGGGUGAAGGCGUUAAGUUGCAAGUUAUGGCGAACUCAAGGAGCUACAAGUCUGAGGAAGACUUUGUGGCCAUUAAUAACAAACUGCGCCGUGGUGACAUCAUUGGUGUCCGCGGUAACCCAGGGAAGACUAAAAAAGGGGAGUUGAGCAUCAUUCCCAUUGAGAUGACCCUGCUGUCACCUUGUUUGCACAUGCUGCCCCAUCUCCACUUUGGCCUCAAAGACAAGGAAACACGAUUCCGCCAGCGCUACUUGGAUCUGAUUCUCAACGACUACGUGAGGCAAAAGUUUAUAACACGCGCCAAAAUCAUCACCUACCUCCGCAGCUUCCUGGACCAGCUGGGAUUUUUGGAGAUCGAGACGCCAAUGAUGAACAUUAUUCCUGGUGGAGCAGUGGCCCGUCCAUUUGUUACUUACCAUAAUGAGCUAGAUAUGAACCUGUUCAUGAGGAUCGCCCCUGAGCUCUACCACAAGAUGCUUGUGGUCGGUGGAAUUGACAGAGUUUAUGAGAUUGGUCGUCAGUUCAGGAACGAAGGCAUUGAUCUUACUCAUAAUCCUGAGUUCACCACCUGUGAAUUCUACAUGGCAUAUGCUGAUUACCAUGACCUGAUGGAAAUCACAGAGAAACUACUUUCAGGAAUGGUGAAACACAUCACUGGAGGAUACAAGGUGACGUAUCACCCUGAUGGUCCGGAGGGACAAGCCUAUGAGAUUGACUUCACUCCACCAUUCAGAAGAGUGAGCAUGACACACGACCUGGAGAAGAUUAUGGGAGUCAAAUUCCCUCCCACUGACAGCUACGACAGUGAAGAGACACGUAAAUUCUUUGAUGACCUCUGCACACAGAAAGGAGUUGAAUGUCCUCCACCCAGAACCACUGCCCGCCUCCUUGACAAGCUGGUUGGAGAUUUCCUUGAGGUUACCUGUAUCAACCCCACAUUCAUCUGUGAUCAUCCUCAAAUCAUGAGUCCCUUAGCAAAAUGGCACAGAUCACAGAAAGGCCUGACAGAGCGUUUUGAGCUCUUUGUGAUGAAGAAGGAAGUCUGCAAUGCUUAUACUGAGUUGAAUGAUCCAAUUAAACAGAGAGAGCUUUUUGAGCAGCAAGCCAAGGCCAAAGCUGAGGGUGAUGACGAAGCCAUGUUCAUUGAUGAGACCUUCUGCACAGCACUGGAGUAUGGUCUACCACCAACUGCUGGCUGGGGAAUGGGCAUUGAUCGUCUCACGAUGUUCCUGACCAACUCCAACAACAUCAAGGAGGUGCUGCUCUUCCCAGCCAUGAAGCCUGACGACAACAAAACAUCAGCGCCCACAGAGGGUACCUCUGUCUGAUGACAUGACCUCUGCCCCGUGCAGGAGUCAGUAUGAAGUAGGAGCCUUUACCUCACUGUGGUCAUCAGUGGAGUCUGCAGGAUUUGUGUUUUAUCAAUGUCAUUCUGUCAAAAGUUGAAUCCUUGCAGUUAAGGGAAAUCAUAUUGUCUCAUUUCCAGUUGACUUUUCUUUGUUUUUCUUACACUUUUGCUGCAUCCUCAUCAGAGACAUUUUAAUCCUCAUUGUCAUCCAGACAGUACAUGGAUGGUAGUAAAUCAGGAAGUCGUGUGAUCUGCUGUUGUAUGCAGACCUGGAUAAAAUAUUUCUGAUUAUACUUUGAGAUACUACAAAUGGUGCUUGAUUGUGGCCUCCAAAUAAACAGUUAAUAGAUCACAUAAUAACAAAGGCCAAGCACCUCCAAUAUUUCAAGUUUUCUCAGUAUGUCCAUCUGUUUUUACCUGGUCUGCUUGUAUUCCUUGUCUAAUAUUUUUCAAGGUCAAUUCCACAAAUUCAAUAUUCCUCUACCAAGAAGUUUAAACGCAGUUAUAUCUGAAUAAAGUGAAUAUGAAUCUACUUUA
Messenger RNA from Seriola aureovittata, 2481 nucleotides. RefSeq names its product lysyl-tRNA synthetase 1 (gene kars1). Gene Ontology annotation, cellular component: cytoplasm; nucleus; aminoacyl-tRNA synthetase multienzyme complex. Gene Ontology annotation, biological process: lysyl-tRNA aminoacylation; basophil activation involved in immune response; diadenosine tetraphosphate biosynthetic process. The transcript is spliced from 15 exons. Gene Ontology annotation, molecular function: tRNA binding; ATP binding; lysine-tRNA ligase activity. The coding region runs from base 92 to 1924 and encodes 610 amino acids. NCBI's taxonomy places the organism in Eukaryota, Metazoa, Chordata, Actinopteri, Carangiformes, Carangidae. The record is from RefSeq and is a predicted model, not a curated record.